GCUGCUUCUUGUGGUGCAUGGACUGGUGACCUGAUAAUGCCUGUGUGUAGAUUGAAGCAGUUCGCAAAGUAUUUUCUUUUCGGGUUCAAUCAGGAGCUUGAGGCUGUUCAUCUCCAGUCUUCCAAGCUGCGCCAUUGGAAUACACCCCGGACGUAGUUCCGCCUUACUGUUGACUAUUACUAGUUCCUCAUUGCUUGCUUGGAAUUACAAAUCGCUAAUACAUUUCAUUUACCCCUGAAUAGCGAUAUUCCAAGCCCAACCAGGGAAGCAGCAGCAGUCAUGGCUAAUCCGGACAAACCAUCUCUCACACGAUGGUACAUCGACACUCGCCAACUCUCCGAGACAACCACCAACCUCCCCCUUCUCGAGACUCUACAGCCAGACGAUCAAACAUCCGUGCAGAAAUUCCUCCGUCUUCCAGAUCGACACAUGUCGCUAGCAUCAAACCUGCUCAAAUACCUCUUCAUCCACCGAACAUGUCGCAUACCCUGGACCCAAGUCAUCAUCAGUCGAACCCCCAAACCUCAUCAGCGACCAUGUUACAUUCCUUCGACUCAAACACGGCCAGAUGGUGGACUGAUACCCGCCGUUGAAUUCAACGUCAGUCACCAGGCCUCCUUCGUCGCCCUUGCAGGCUGCCGCACAAGCUCCUCAACGACCACCUCACAGACCGCCGUCAGCGAAAAAACCCCCGCCACGCAAGCUGCUCUCUUCGCCUCACCACUGCCCGCCUCAUCCCCAAUUCCAUCUAUACCACAGGUAGGUAUUGACAUCACCUGCGUCGACGAACCAGGCCGUCGCCGCAACAAGACGCCAACGACGGCCAACGAACUCGCCGAAUUCGUAGAUAUCUUCAAAGAGGUAUUCUCACCCCGCGAAAUCUCCAGCAUGAAACAAAUUCCCAUAUCAUCAAAACCACUACACGACCGAAUAAAAUCCAACCUGCGUCUCUUCUACGCCUACUGGGCGCUGAAAGAGGCGUAUAUCAAGAUGACUGGCGAAGCGCUACUUGCACCGUGGUUACAAGAACUGGAAUUCACGAAUGUGGUGCCGCCAGCGCCAGUAGGGCCGGAUUCGGCGAGUCCGUGGAGCGAACCGUAUAGGGGCGUUGAGACGUGGUUUUAUGGAAGGAAGGUGGAGGAUGUGAGGAUUGAGCUUGUUGCGUUUGAGAACGAUUAUCUUGUUGCGACGGCGGCGAGGGGUGGGGAGUUCGGGGCUGAGGGAGUGUUGAAGCAGAGUGAUGACUCAUGGGGUGUGUUGGAGCAGGUUGAUUUGGAGAGGGAUGUUAGACCAUGUGCGACUGGGAAUUGUCAAUGUUUGGGGUGAGGGAGGAUACGUAGCGUUUCGGAUUCGGCACGGAUAUUCCUGGAGUAUGAACUGGAUAUGGCAGUGUUAAGUGCUGGCACUUGGUAUAGGAUAUAUGAAUAUAUUAAACCAUUUUCGUAAGUGCAUGUAUCUACGAAACAACGUCAAAAGAUAGGGUAAUAUUUCAAUUUGGCCUAACCAAUAGCAAGACUGGUAUAUGUACAUAAAACUGAGGAAUGAGGGAAACUCCGAACCACC
Talaromyces proteolyticus is the source of this 1563-nucleotide messenger RNA. RefSeq lists its product as uncharacterized. The transcript has a single exon. The record is from RefSeq and is a predicted model, not a curated record. Gene Ontology annotation, molecular function: magnesium ion binding; holo-[acyl-carrier-protein] synthase activity. Gene Ontology annotation, cellular component: cytosol. Bases 280 to 1326 code for a protein of 348 amino acids. NCBI's taxonomy places the organism in Eukaryota, Fungi, Ascomycota, Eurotiomycetes, Eurotiales, Trichocomaceae.